Fraxinus pennsylvanica is the source of this 585-nucleotide messenger RNA. The record is from the annotation of a GenBank genome assembly. Lineage: Eukaryota; Viridiplantae; Streptophyta; Magnoliopsida; Lamiales; Oleaceae.
AUGGGUCCAGUGCCAAGCUGGCACUUAUCAUCGAUGUUUACGAUGCGUAGUGGCAAAGCAGGCAGACAUCGAUACCUACCACCUGAAAGUCCAAAUGCUCCUAUAGAAGAAGAUGUCGGUACUGCUAACCCUGCUGAUGUUGAGGAAUGGAUGAGGACUUUAGAAAGUAUUUUUGAUGUUAUGGACUGUCUUGAGGAAAAGAAACUGCACCUUGCUACUUUCUUGCUGAAAGGCGUAGCAACUGAUUGGUGGUUAGCUUUUAGAAGCAGGUAUCGUGUUGCCAAUGACAUCAUACUAUUUGAAAAGAACUUGAAGCCCGAUAUUAGGGCGAUGGUGAUGGGACAGGGACAUGCUAGAUUUAGUCUACUAGUAGAGGCAGCCUCGAGAGUCGAGGCAGCAUUACAAGCAGGACAGAGUCAGGGAGUUCAGUUGGCUAUUCAGGGAAGAACUCUAGUGGACAGCUUAAAAAGAACAGAGGAAGAUUUUGGCCUAGUGUUACUCAUACUAGGAGUUUCAAGUCGAAAUCUCAGAGUUCUGGAUCUAGUCAAGGAUUCGGUCGUAGCCAGAGCUCCAUCUCCCAGCUAG